GACAAUUACUCUAUAUCUCGCUACUCAAACAACGCAGGCGAAGAGAACCAAAUAAACUAUUCUGCUUUGAUAGCCAUGCACACGGUCAUCGUUGUUUUUGCCCCUGUGGCAGUAGUAGGAAAUGCAGUAGUUUUGGCGGCAAUUUGGAAAAGGUCCUUUCAGAGAACUACGUUUCAUACUCUUUUGACCGUUUUGGCGUUGACCGAUUUGUGUACCGGUAUUGCCAGCGCCUUGAUCUCUGUUCCUAAUUUGCUGUACUCAGAGUGGAAUACUACGACAUCCCUAAUUGGGUUGCUUUGUACAACAUACUUGGUGUCUGAAACAGUACUUGUAAUAACACUCAUGUCAGUUGAACGAUGGCUGCACAUGACUCGGAGAUCCUUACUCACAUUACGCCGUGGAUAUCCUAUUGCUGUUAUGUCAUUGUUACUUCCAAUCCCCUUCGUUGUUUUCAACACACUUGCAUUUACCAAUGAAAGAUUUAGAAAAGGGCUUGGUGCUGCAAUAUCCGCAUACAUGGCAUCGUGUUACUUGUCCACCUUUGUUGCAUAUUUCAAAAUCUUCCGAAUCAUUCGAGAACAUCAGCAACACAUUGGCGGACAACCGGCAUUUAACGUAGCAAAGUACAAGAAAUCUGUGGUUACAAUCUUGUAUAUUCUGAUUUUAUUUUCCAUCUGUUUUGCACCAACCAUCGUCUCGCUUUUGCUUCUUGCUCUUAUUGGAGAGAAUCGCCAAACUUGGACUGUUUAUUACGUUUCGACGAUGUUAUUAUUUUCAUCAUCCUCCCUCAAUCCUGGCCUUUAUAUUUGGAGAAUGAAAGAUGUUCGUGAUGGAGUUAAAUCCUUAUUCUGCAAGAACUAA
This is a messenger RNA of Porites evermanni, 861 nucleotides long. Lineage: Eukaryota; Metazoa; Cnidaria; Anthozoa; Scleractinia; Poritidae. The record is from the annotation of a GenBank genome assembly.